ACUGUAUUGCCUCACCCUUCAGAGUUUCGUUCAGUUUUUUUUGAGAGAAAUAACCAUGAUCAAACUCCUUUUCUUGGUGUUGGUUGCCGCGACGUAUUUGGCCAAGGGGGGCGAUCUCAAGAAUCAGAAUGCAUCACAAUCAAGUCAGCCACAGGUUAUUCAAAUGCUAAUGACAUUUUUCUGUGAGCUGGCCAGAAAAUUAAUUUUAGAAUCCUUCGAUCAGAAAACGUAGCGGUCUUUUUAGUUUCUCAACAGAGAGUGUCUAAAGCAUUCAUUACUGAUUUAUUGGACAUUAUUAUAUUUUAAUAUUAAUUGAUUAUAGAGUUGAGCUCGCGCGGAUUAACUGUAUUAAUUUCGUUAAAAAUGUUUCAGUGCAGUGUCAUCUUUCACUCGCGUAAAAAACAAACCAUUUCUCAUCGUCAUGCAACGUCUUUACUCUGGGAUUAUUUUCAAUUCUUUAUGCAUUCUUGCCAUCCGGACAAGAAUGUAAAAUCUGCUCCCGUUUCUCUUUGAAAUUAGCAUCAUGACACGUGUCAGUGUAUAAUAAAGGUUAGAUCUUCCUCUCAAUACUCGAAAACUUCUAUAUAUACAUGUAUGUCUUUACUUGUUUUAGAACUCGAUUACCAUUAAUUGACUUAUUACAGUGGCUAACGUUUGUUGGUUUUCCUUUGUUACUUAGAUACUGUUCUAUCGGUAUUUCACUCCCAUUAAACUUGCAAGUGUUGCUACCUUCAUCCAUUACCACCAUUCCCUCACGCCCCGAAAUCUCACCUUCCUCAGCGCUCCUAAAAACUACUAUCGGCUGAUGAUUGUUCCCCUGAUCCAGCCAGCAGUUACCUCUGCAAAUGCCAACCUUGUUAUCAAGAUGAACGUUGGCUUGGAAACAACAACAUUUGGUGCAGGAGGGAGAGAUCUUUCAUUUGUUAUUUCUGAUGGCAGUCGCUUUAUUGGCAUGCUUACUACUGAUAAGAAUAUCUACAAUGGUAUCACUCCUUGUCUUGGCAUCGAGGGAACUGGUGGACCAACUAUGAGUCACCGCCGUUCAGAUUCUCCUCGCCCAAAACCAACUGAAUCUUACUAA
Molecule: messenger RNA, 1081 nt
Organism: Porites lobata
Lineage: Eukaryota; Metazoa; Cnidaria; Anthozoa; Scleractinia; Poritidae
Source: the annotation of a GenBank genome assembly